AUGAGGCGUCAUUCAAAGAAGCCAAAAAAUGUAGAGAUUGUUGUUGAAACAAUAAAUGCAGUUGCUAAUAACAUGACAAGACUAGUUGAUGCAUACGAAAAGAGUAAACCUUAUGUAAAUUAUUCGGACCUUUACAAAGCUGUAAUGAAUGUUGAAGCGCUUGAUAUUGAUAGUCGAAUGACCGCUUUUGAGUAUUUGAAUGCAGAUCUGGUCAAAACGAGGGCAUUUUUGAUGGGAGGCUUUGACGUCGAACGUGGAACAGAACAGCCAGCCCCCUCUGCCUUAGCCGACGGGGGACUAUCCUCUUGGCACUUGGCUGAAGUUGUUGCUGUUGAAGAGAGUACAGGCCCAUCCAGGAUGGGAGGUUUGUGAAUUCCUCUGAAUCUGUAAGUGUGUAGUUAAAGAGGAUUGCUUAUUGUUCUCUGAAUCUUGAAGUUUAGCUUGUAAUAUUUAGUUUGCUUCUAUGUUCUUAAGUAAAAAUCUUAAUUCCAUCUUAAUAAUUUCUAUGUUCUAUGUUCUAGGUACGAUUUUUUCAUCAGUAUUGAGAUCACACACUAAUGCUUAUUGAGAAAAUUGUUAAUAUAAACAUCCAUAUGAGUUAUUUAAUUUCUUGUUGAAAUGCUUAUUUUGCAGCAAAAUGGAAUGGCUUGUAGGCUUUUAAAGGGGAAAAGGUGCUAUGCUUAAGAAAUGUUUGCAUAUAGGUUUUUAAAGGGGAAAUCAUUUGAGGCUUCUGGCUCUGCCAGUGACUAGAGUGAUCUGGGGCGGAGCCAGAAAUGGCUCAAGGCUGGACAUUUUAACUAGGGUUGGCUCUAGCAUAAAGAGAUUAAUGACUUUAGGUUGUCACAUGGAUGACCCUAUAUUUUCUAUAUGUUAAUAAAAUAUUGUAGAUCACAAAUCUAAACUCUAUUAAAAUCUAAAUGGCCCACAAAAAAAUCAUAUAAAAGUCUAGUGUCAAUUUUUUUUUAAUGCAAACAAAAAAGCUCAUUACCAACAAUAUUUCUAUUUACCAAAUAGUCAUAUUAGAGUCACUGCCAAUUACACUAUAUUCACACAUAUAUAGAGAUAUACAAGAUAAAGGUUAGACAAUACAUCAUAUCUCAUAAAUAAAAGCUUGUAAAGUCGAAAAGGGCUAAAAGUUGAUACAUGUCUUAUAUGAAGAAAACACUAUAUAAAUAAAUUAAUUACGACUCUUAUCAAAAUGAAAGGCUUGCUUAUUACAUCUAUUUAUAAUUGACCAUGAUGUCUUUUUAUAUUUGCAAAGCUAUCAAAUAAAAACUUAACAAGCAAGGGUAAUAAUACCACUAGAAGCUAGUUGAACAAGUCAAUCAUCAAUUUUAGACAAAAAAAGAUCUGUUGUAGGUCAAUUGCAAUGCAAACAAUUUUACCUUCAAAAUACGAAUUUAGAAAAAAAAAACUCACAAAUAUAUAAAUUAAGGCCAAUUCAAAGGUGGACACAACAAAUAAUAUCAAAGCAAAUAAUUAAAUAACAUAUAUAUAAAAUUAAGAAAAACAGUUUGAGGGUGGGCUAGUGCGCACUGGCCCACUCAUAGAUCCGCCCGAGAGUGACUAUGCAAUGAAAUUGAGUUAUUUGAACUCAUCUGAAACUAUUUGACAUGUAACAAAUUCAAUGAGUUUGACCUAUACAAUUUAUCGUGUAAAAAUUUAUUUUAAUAAAUAAUAGAAUAAAAAAAAAACUAUUUGCCCCCCCCUACCCCCA
This is a messenger RNA of Ilex paraguariensis (yerba mate), 1717 nucleotides long. The record is from the annotation of a GenBank genome assembly. Lineage: Eukaryota; Viridiplantae; Streptophyta; Magnoliopsida; Aquifoliales; Aquifoliaceae.